AUGCCGAUCGCGUGCAUGGUUUGGCUUCUCAUUGCUGUCGGACUUGUCCUUCUGAUGAAAGAAUCCAUCGAAAUCUACGACGGCUAUAGUCAGAAGCUAGACCACAACAUUUGGGGUCUCAUAUGCCUCCCCUAUAGCUUCGCACCAAAACAGGCACCUCUUCGCAUAAGCAACAUCUCAACCCUCCCCACGGUCGAUGUUGCGAACCAUGAUAAAAGUACGCCUAGAUUCCAGUCCGUGGAUACAAGGAACGCAGCCUCCAACCUGGCUCAUAGCCAAGUUCAUCACCGUCUACCCAUGCCAGACUUCCAGCAUAGCGACACCAUUGCGUCUUACGACAGCUCUUUCAUUAGGACUACCAUCACGAUGCCAUCGAACUUCGGGCUGCACAGCUGGCGCUGGUAUGAGGCGAUCAUUGAAUCCCUUGCUGUAGGGAUAUAUCUGUAG
Molecule: messenger RNA, 447 nt
Organism: Mytilinidion resinicola
Lineage: Eukaryota; Fungi; Ascomycota; Dothideomycetes; Mytilinidiales; Mytilinidiaceae
Exons: 1
Coding region: 1-447 (148 amino acids)
Source: RefSeq, a predicted model, not a curated record